This is a messenger RNA of Aspergillus caelatus, 204 nucleotides long. RefSeq lists its product as uncharacterized. The record is from RefSeq and is a predicted model, not a curated record. NCBI's taxonomy places the organism in Eukaryota, Fungi, Ascomycota, Eurotiomycetes, Eurotiales, Aspergillaceae. The transcript has 2 exons. The coding region runs from base 1 to 204 and encodes 67 amino acids.
AUGAAGACCAGCCUUAUCUCCAUAGUAAUCCUUGCCGCAGUUGUAACUGCGGCUGUUGAAUCCGGGGGACACUAUAAUACAAGCGAUCUUCCCGAGAUCGUGGUUACGCCUCCAAGUAAUGACAAUAGGCCUAGUGACAACACCGUCGGGCCGAAUAAUGAUAACCUACUGGGACAAAAUCGGAUACUCUACGGUGACGCGUAA